Molecule: messenger RNA, 9549 nt
Organism: Antechinus flavipes (yellow-footed antechinus)
Lineage: Eukaryota; Metazoa; Chordata; Mammalia; Dasyuromorphia; Dasyuridae
Product: endogenous retroviral envelope protein HEMO-like
Exons: 4
Coding region: 7418-8926 (502 amino acids)
Source: RefSeq, a predicted model, not a curated record
GAUCCAUCUGGGCCGGUUUGGGGGGGAGUAUGGGUGAUUCACUAGCACGCCAGAAAGUGGGGAGGCCAUGCAUUCUUGUCUUCGUUCGCGUGGGGAGGAUCUGCGGGGGCGCAUGCGCUAUGAGGUGAUCCUGGUUAGCCUCACGUGGCGGUGCUGGAAAAGCCUGAACUUGGGGACUCUAGACCUUGGCAAAGGGGAAACUGAGGCAAGAGGUAGUUUGGAGGUGCCUGGACAAAAAGGGAAAUGGAAGUAAAGACACAAAGCUUCACGGUAUUGGAAGUGGUAAGAAUGAAGGGUCCUGUCUUUGAUAACUAUGGCACCGGUGGCUAGAAGACCUUAACUUUGUUUUGUAUCUAUCAAGAACUUAUAACAUUGUAUGUUUUAGGUAUGUUACUCUGUACAUUGUAGAGGAUUAAAACAAGGUGCCCUAGAUAUGGAAAUAGAGCUCCUACCUUUAAGUUUAACUAUCAUAAUUGUUUUCUCUCUGUUGCAAUGUGCCACUUAUUGGCUGUAUACUGAAUGCUGAACCCCAGGGGAACACACUUUGUUUGCAGCCACUCUUCUGCUAGCUAACUUUGAAUAAAUGUAACAUAACCUUUUUUUCAGCUAGUAAUUGACUUUGUCUUUAGACUCAGCUGAUUAGUGCUAUUCUCUCUGGGGUGAGAAUGCCCCAGAAUUUGGUGUCAGAAUUGGAAAAACUAACCUUCUGAGCUCAAAUUCUUAGCCCCUUUCAAACUUCACUUAUCAAGCGCUCUCUUGACUUAAAAAGGAGUUAUAUCUUACCAAAAGCUGUCUCCUUAAGUCACUCUGAAAUUGGGUUAGACAAAAUUCUUCCUUUUUCUGACAAACUUUGAGACAUGGCUUUUUACAUUUGUGUCUAAGCUAAUUGAGAAAUCUGUCUCUACCUCUUGAACUAAACCUGAGGAAGCCAUUUACACUUGGCAUUUAUUUACUUCUUCCAAACACUUUGCAUUUCUGCAUUCUGUCCCCAACUCAUUCAAGUAAACUUCAGUUAUCAAUAAUAUUAAUAUUUUAAUUGCAAAGUCUAAUGGAUUUCCCUAAUCUUGCAUUCUGUAAAAGUUGACCUUGCUGAUCAUCCAUUAGGAUACUUUUCUGGGGUUUUAUGGCUGCUUUCUUGGUUUUUCAUCUGUCUAAUCACUUAAGACUUUUUUGCCCUCCUUCCAUAGCCCAUCCUAGAGAAGACUGACAUUAGACAUUAGAAUGUGAAUGUGUGUGUAUAUAUAUAUACACAUGUUGUGUAUAUCUAUAAAUCCACACUUCACAUCUUUCAUACGUUCUUUUUGUUGAUUUUCAAUAUAAUUCUCCAAAUUACUUUAGUCUUUCAAAAUUAUUUUUAGAAAAAUACUGUUACUGUGUAAGUACAGCAUUCUCUUUGUUCCUGCUCAUUUUGCUCUUUAUUUCAUGCACAACUUUUCAGGUAUUUUCAAAAACAACUCAUAAUUUCUUAAAAUAGUAUUUGAUCACAAUCAUGGUAUUCCCAAUUCAUGGUCCAAUUUCCAGUUCCACUACAAAGAGCUAUUUUAGCAUUUACAUAAAAUUCUUUUCCUUUGGAAAUAGACCUUUUGUAACUUGGGGCAAACUGAUAAGUACAAAGCAAAAUCCAAAGUUUCACUUUGCAUUUUUCAAAUCAAUAAUGAUUUAGAGCAUUUUUUCAUAUGACAGUACUUUGGUUUCUUUGUUGAAAAACUUCAUAUCUUUUGACCAUUUAUGUGUUGGAAAAUGUUAUAUUUUUUAGGUAAGACAUUUUUAUCUUGAGAAACUGUCUAAAAUUUUUUGUCCUAUUUUCUCCUAAUCUUGGCUAUGUUGAGUUUUUUGUACAUAUAGUUUAAUGUUAACAAAACUACAUAUCUAAUUUUGUUCUGCAUCUCAUUUUUUUGUUUUUGUUUUGUCCAUUAGUUUGAAACCCUACAUAAUAUAUCCCCUUUGAUCUUAUAUCCUGGUAAAUGGCAUAGGCUUGGGCCUAAUUUAUGCCAAUUCUUUCCAGGUUUCUCCAUUGUUUAAAUAAUGAAUUGCCCCCAAAACUUAAAACUUGCUGCUGUGUAUUAUAUCUACUGUUCCAUGGUGAUACUUUUCAGUUUCUUGGUCAUUACCAGAUAAUCUUUAUUGCCUUAGAAUGUAGUUUAAAAUCUGGCACUAAUUUUCCUUUUUUAAAAAUAAGUUCUUUUAAUAUUUUUAACCUUUUGUUUUUUCAAAUGAGUCAUUUUUUUCAACACAGUAAAACAAAUUUUUGUUAAUUGGGAAUAGCAUUGAAUAAAUCAGUUUAGAAAAAAACUAACAUUUCUCCAGUUAUUUAAAUGUGAUUUGUAUUAAAUGUUUUAUAAUUGUUUAUGUAGUUUUCUGGGUUUGUUGUGGUAAGUAUACUUUCAAAUAUGUGUACAGUGUCUACAGUUAUUUUAAAUGGAAUAUCUUACUAUCGUUUCUUGCAGGGUUUUGUUGGUGGUAUAUAGAAAUGCUGAUUAUUUGGAUUUAUCUUUACUAAAGUUAUUAUUUCCAGUAUUUAGUUGAAUUUUCAGGAUUUUCCAAGUAUAUCAUAUAUAGUUUUAUUACCUAAUUGCCCAUUCUGAUUCUUAUUAUAGCUAUUGCUAAAAUUUCUAGCACAUUGUUGAAAAAUGGUGACAAUGAGCAACUUGUUUCAUGCCUGGUCUUAUUGGAAAUAUUUCUAGAUUAUCACCAUUACAACUCAUGCUUCCUGAUGAUUUAAGGUAGAGCUUACAGUUUUAAGGAAAAAUGUUUUUAAAAUUAUUUAAUAUUGGAAUUAAUUAAUCUCUAAGUGAUAGUAUUCAUUUGUAAAUCUGUCUGGUCCUGAUAUCUUUUUUGGGGAAGGUCAUUUAUGGCCUGUUCAAUUUAUUUUUUUUUCUAAAAUAGGUUUAUUUAAAUAUUCUUCCCCCCUUACCCCCCCCCAAAAUCAACUCCUAAUUUUAUUAAUUCAAUGGGUUUCUUACAUUCAAUUUACUACUUUUUACUCACUUUUAAGAUUUUCAAUUUGAUAUUUAACAGGAUUUUCAUUCUAGCAUUUUUAAUUUCAUAGACAAUUCAGUGGUCUGUUCUAUUUUAAUUGAGUAAGCAUUAGAGAUAGAAAUUUUCCUCCGAUUUUUCUGCUUCCAUGGUGACUAAAUAUAAUUUCAUUUCAAUUAUGAUCUAGAAAAGAUGGAUUUAAUUUUUCUGUUUUUCUGACAUGUCCUAAGAUGGUAGUUUAUAAAAACUAUAAAGGUGUACCAUGUGUUGCUAAGGUGAUGUUAUCUAAAAUUGUUCACCUUAAUUAUUUUUUGGUUAGAUUUAUCUAAUUCUAAGAGGUGAAGGUUGAAAUUCUCUACUUAUAUUUCCAUCUGUAAUUUGUUUAACUUUUAAAUUUAGGUGCUAAAAUAUUUGGUAUAGAGUAUUGAUAUUGCUUCAUUGUGGUAGUUUAAUCAUAAUAUAGUUUCCUUGUUUAUUUCUUUUAAAUUUACUUUUAGUUUUUGCUUUGAAAACAUAAUUGCUAGCCCUACUUUUUUUUUUUUUUAACAUCAACUGAAACAAUAAAUUCUAUCUAGUCCUUUAUUUUAACUCUGUGUAUCUCAUUUUUAAGUGUGGUCCUUGUAAACAAUAUAUUGUCAAAAUUCUGAUUUUUUUUUUUUUUUUUUUUAAUUCAUUCUGCCAGCUGAUUUCAUUUUAUGGGGAAUUCAUUCCACUCACAUUCAAAGUUAAAAAUCACCAGUUGAGUAUUUCUCUAUUAUCUUUCUCACCUUUUUACACUAUGCCUCCUCACAUGUCUUAAUUUAUUUCUAUUUUUCUAAUUGAUACUUAUACCUUUCUAUUAAUUUAUCUGCCUAUCUGAAUCCUUUAUCCUCCAGUUUCAUCUACACUUCUAAAAAUGCAUCCCUUAUUCCUAAACCCUUGCCCUCUUAAUUCUUUAUAAAUUUGGAAUUUUAUACUUUCUGUUCUUUCUCAUUCACCCAGUUUUGAUGAGAAUAAGGUACUAGAGUUAGCAGCUAUCCCUACCUUCCUUUGUAGCAGUUUCUUUGUAUAACAUCCCUAGCCAGUUUUAUUUUUUUUUUAAUUUCAUCAUAUUCAACCCUAAGCCUUCUAUGUAUGCUGUUUCAAACUAACAAAGUAAUUGGUUUCUUUUCUUGUCACAUUAAUGUGUCAAUUCAUUAAAUAUCCAUCAUAUUUCCCUCAUUCAGGAUUAUACUCAGCUUUGCUGAGGAAAUUAUUUUUAGUUGCAAAUCCCAUCUCCUUUGCUUUUAGAAGUAGAAUGUUCCAAGUCUUUCAGUCUUUGAAUAUAGAAGCUGCUAGAUCUUUCAUUCUGACUGUAUUUAGCUCCAUCUUAUUUAAACUUUUCCUCAUUGUUGUAAUAUUUUCUCCUUGACUUAGGAACUUUAAAAGUUGUGACAUUUCUGUAAAUUUUCAUCUUUGGGAUCUCUUUCAAAUGGUUAUAAGUACUUUUUUUUCCUAUUUUACCAUCUAGUUCAGGGCAAUUUUCCUUAAUUCCUUGUAAUGUACCUCGUCUUUAAUAACUUUCUGGUAAUCGGGCAAUUUUUGUCUGUCUUUGAUUUGUUCUCCAGAGAUAUUUUACAUUCACUUGAUUUAGGGGUGGGGUGUUUUUUUGUGUGUUUUUAUAGCUCUCUGUUGCUUCUAGUUUUCAAGGAGUUAUUUUCUCAAAUUUUUCAAAUUUUCAAUUGGUUGACUUACUGAAAUUUCAGUCGUUUUCUUGAAUUGUAUUUUUUCUUCCCUAACUUUAUUUCUCAAUCUUUUUAGUUUUUGCAAGAAAUGCUUUUGGGUUUGUGACCAUUUGACAUUUUUCUUUAAAAAAUUAGCUUUCAUCCAGUUCUUGUCCAUCCCCAUAUUACAUAUCUAUGAUUGGCUUCUCCUUUGCUUUGUUAUUUUUAGUGGCAGUCAGGUUCUAAUAAGAGUUGUGGGGGUAAUCCCUCCAACUUGGAUUUGUGGAUUUGUGUUUUCUGAGUUUUGUCAAAGGGCCCAACUUGGCCCAGCAACGUUGUCAGUCAAGGCUUGGCUUUUGUGAUUCUUAAAGCUAUGAAUUCGAUCACUCCUCUGCCCUGGAACUAAAACCAGGAUUUCAGUCUUAUGCAAGUGCCCACAGAUCUUUUCCUACAGCUAUAGGCAUUGGGUCUGGCCUUCAUAACAGCUUAGGGGCCUUCAUUCUUCCCUUGCUUGGCUCAUUUUAUCUUUUGUGAGAGGAUUUUAGGGAGCUGUAUUUCCUGUCUUUUUUUCCUUCCCUUCCCUAUUCACUUGAUUUCAUCACUUCCCAUAUUUUCACUUAGCUUGGCAUAGAUGAGUCUCAGCAUUUAUUUAUUAAAUUUUGGAUUUCGAGCUUAAAAUGUCUAGAACAGAAUCCAUUUUCUUACCCAAAAUGUUGUCAUCUUCUGAAUUUCCUUAUUGUUGAAGGUGGCAUAGUCUUAGUAGUAAUCAAACAGGCUCAUGGCAUUCUAUGGUACUGAUCCCAAAGGGAGCUGAGUCUGUUUUUAUGUCCUUUCUUGGCUCAUUGCUGCCACUCUAGUGCAGGUCCUCAUCACAUCUUGCCUAUACAGACUCUGGCAUCAUUUCAUCUCCUACUCAAGUUGCAGUAGUUCCCUAUCAACUUUGAAAUUUUGUUUGGCUUUUAAUCUGGCCAUUUCUAGUCAUUCUACUUUGUAUAUUCUCAUUUUCCUUGACAUUUUUCUUAUAAAUAUAAUUGCUCUUGGAUCUGCAAAAAUUUCCUAGGCAGACACACCCACCACCUGGAAUAUUUUUUUCCCCCUCAUCUGCUUCCCUGUCUUCCUACUAAACUGAAAUCUUAAAUCCCACCUUCAAGAAGCCUUUCUUAGACUCCAGUAUCCCUUCCUUUAUUUACUCCAUGCUUUGUUUACAUCUUUUUGCCAUUAGAAUGUGGAUUCCUUUUAAGGGCAGAGAAUUUCUUUGUAUUCUCCAACACUUAAAUACAGUGCUUAAUAAGUGUUUGACUUCACUUGGCUUUAUUCUGUUGACUUCUGGAUGUGAAUGUCUGGAGUGCUGCCAAUGAAUGGUGACAGAAUGACCAGGUGACUGGUAAGAUUUGUCAGGAUAGAUUCAACAGAAAUCAUUUUAGUUUUCCUAGAAACAGCCCGUUUAGAUAGGGUCUUUAUUCUUAGCAUAUUAAACUGGGAGAAUGGAGGGGUGAUGGGAAAGAAAGAGGUGCUUAGCAAUUGGAAUCCCUUAUUGACAAUUGGCUAGUAGGACUCCCGGCCAGACACUCAUGGAAUGUGUAUAUAUACCAAGGAUGAUUUCAAUGACCUACUUUUAGAAGAUCAACUCAAGACAAAUGAAUUAUGUAUUUUGGAGAGGCUACAUUCUAGGGAUGAAUUGAAUAGAAUAUUAAUAAUGAACAGAAAGAUUUUCUAACAAGUCAGAAAUAAAUUUAUAGCAAAAAUUAGUAAGUUGCAGAGACAUCCAUCCCAAACUGAAACACCUUUAAAACCUUUACAGGAAACCCUAAACCUUUUCCCCACAGAAGACUGAUUUUUCUCUGCCACUCCCACUUCCUUUUCUCAUGCCCUUUUCUGUAACCUUCUAGAAAGCUGAGGUAAAUAUGAAUAAAAGUUAAAGGGAAUCCAAAUAAUGUGUAUGAAGAAUCAUUUUUGGAGAAAAAAAUUUCUAAGAAAAGUGGGUUAUCUAGUAAAACUAUUCAAUCUAUUAUGUUGAUGUUACUAUAGCAUUGGUAUGUCUGUUGCCCCAGACAGUAACUGAAUAUAAAAAUCUGGUUCAAUCAGCGGUCUAUAAUCCAUAAUUUGACUAGUCUGCUUGUCAUCAGAUAACAGUGAGACCCAUUGUGCCUUAUUCCCCGACUGAAGAUAGGUGGCAAGAAUAACAGCUUCCCUAAAGCCAGAGAUCAAAGAACAUGGCCUUUGUUUUGAAGAAGACCAAUGACAUCACAGUGAUGUCUUGAAUAUCAUCAGUGAGACAUUGACAGUUUCACUGUCUAAAAUCAUGGAAAUUUAAUGGAAAAGUCAGAACAAACUACAUCCUGGUUGAACGUCUGUUCCCAAACACGAACUACCAUGAAAUUUGUGAUUGAUAAACGGAUCACACAUGAAGAAAAGCCUAGGAUGCCUGGAUGACGCCUAAAACACAGCUUUGUCCCAGUAUCUGACCCAGAGAUCAAGUCCAUAUCAAAAUUCACCUUUGGAAGUCCUCUGUAGGUCUGGUGGGAAAGGUCCUUAUCAAGUUUUGACAAGUCACACUUCAGUAAUAGCCAAAGGAAAGGCUAUAUAGAUACAUGUGAGCCAAGGCCAAAGCUUUCUUUUUUUGGAUGCAUUGUCAGUAGGAAUUGGACCAUAUGGAAUACCUCCCUUCAAAGCUGGGAUGUUGUAUGCUUUAUUUUCUUAACUAUUAAUUCUAAUUAACAUUUAUUGUGGUCCUGUGACUAAACUAUAGACUAAUGUAAAUGUCAUCUGUGCCCAUAAUGAAGCAAGAGAUGAUGACCAUACUCCCCAUUGUCAUCGCAGUGCUCCUACGAUUUGGCCUGGCAGGUCAUGCCCUUCCACAGCAUCCAUUUAUCACAUCUAUACAAAGGGCUGUUACUGCAGCAAACUUAACAGAUUGUUGGGUCUGUUAUAAAGUGGGUAAUAUGGAAAGUGAGGUUUCUCUAAUCCCCAUACCAGCUCCACUUUCCCACUGGAUCAAUGAAUCCAUAUAUGGAGUAUACUAUUCUUCCUCCUAUUCUAAAUAUCAAUAUCUGUGGAAAUAUACAGGCCGGCCCCUCUCCCCUGAAUACGGAAAAGGACUGAAAUACAAAGUACAUGUAAGCCGCUCCUUUUAUACUUACCAAGUUGCAGGACGUCCACAGUACCGAAUACAACACCGAGGUCAGUAUCCUUUGUGUAUACAAAAUGAUAAUGGAACUGUAUACUUGGGCGAUGUUCCAGAAGAGAGAUGUGCCCAGACCCUGUGGUUUGACACUGAUGAUGGCACAUGGGAAGUGGACCCUGGAUCAAAUAGUGGAAGAAAUCUAAAAUGUGGGAAGACCUCACCAAUGACAUUCUGGGGAAAAGAGAGCUACUCCAAUUUCACCAUCCUCCCCCUCAAUUAUACCUCUGUCAGCUGGGAAAGUGAAACAAAGAACUAUCAUAAUGACACUUUAUAUGUUCUUGCUGAAGGGGGAGAGAUUGUCCACACAAGCUUUAAUAUGUCAAGUUGCCCUGGUGAAGGAUCUUUUGUCAAUUUCACACUUUUAUACCAGAUAUUUGAGUCCAUAUUUUGUGCCUAUAAUGACACCUCUUGGCAUCAUUUGACCCGUUUGUGGAAGAAUUUUGAGAAGCGAUGCCCUUGGUACUUUGAAACAGGUACUUUGAUGAUACACGGGAAAGAACGGUGGUCACCCAAUUCCACUUGGGCUCAGUAUUCUGGUAAUAGACUCACUCUAUCCCUUGCACACAUGCCAGGGCUUUAUUUCAUAUGUGGUGAUUAUGCUUAUAAGGCUUUACCUCCAGGGUGGGGAGGAACAUGCACCAUAGCCUAUCUAGUCCCUGAUCUGCAGAUACAUAAAACUUUGACCUCUACAUCUAUCUCCAACUCCGGGAGCUUCAUUAAUCGAUUUCACAAACGUACCACUAAUCCAUUGGCUGAGAAACCGUCAGGAUUCCAUGCUUUUGCCCGAGCUUUGUUCCCAUGGCUUGGGAUUUUGGAAAUUGAGAAGGCAAUAGUGAAUAUGUCUGCGGCUGUGGAAGAAGGUUUUAGUGCCACUCUAGAUGCCAUUUCCAACCUUCGCCUAGAGGUAGACCCCCUUUCUCAGGUGGUGGUUCAGAGCCGAAUGGCAUUAGAUAUGAAACGAGCGCAACAAGGAGGAGUUUGUGCAUUUAUCAACACCAUGUGUUGUUUCUAUGUCGAUAAAAAGAAUCAGAUAAGUCAGAAUGUUACCAAGUUGAAAAACUUAAUGAACACUGACCCUGAGUAGCCCUGACUUGGCAAGACUCCAAAGGAACUUGGGGGAAAUGGUGCUGGAUAUAAAUGAGUGCCAUACCUUCCAGGGAGAGCCCUAGGGAGUGCCUUAAUGUGGAUAGCCUUAGAACAAACUCAAAUUGGUUUCUGUUUCUUGGAGUAUGCUGCCUAUUGGCUGUCAUCUCUGCUAUGGUGCUGAACCCUAUAUGUGCUAUAGAACAAGGGCUAUUUAAAAAAAAAAAACCCUUGUUUGAAGAGUCAUUUUCUAGACAGUUGCUCCCCUACUUAGCUUUGAAUAAACUUAACUUUUUCAGCUGGUCCCUGAAGUUACUCAGUCUGUGGACCCAGCAGGGAAAUGAGAUUCUCCCUGAACUCUUCUGGACUUCAGGUUGAAAGAUUUCUCAAUAUCCUUAUUAGACUGUAAGCUUCAUGAAAGGGAUGUCAUAUACAUUUUGUAGCUUCCACAGCAUUCAUCAGGGCACUCUAGUGCCUGCUUAACAAGUACUGUACUUUAUUCUUCAAUUGUGGAUUCUUUCCUAAUGAUUGUCAGUGAAUAAUGUAAAGGGACAUACAUUUUGACUUAAAUACUUCUGAAAUUUGUAACGAUUUUAUAAGUAAAAAGUUGUUUUCAAAAUGAAA